This is a messenger RNA of Alternaria arbusti, 903 nucleotides long. RefSeq lists its product as uncharacterized. Lineage: Eukaryota; Fungi; Ascomycota; Dothideomycetes; Pleosporales; Pleosporaceae. The transcript has a single exon. Bases 1 to 903 code for a protein of 300 amino acids. The record is from RefSeq and is a predicted model, not a curated record.
AUGAGCGUAUCUGAGAACGUAACAACAGUCUUGACAGGCAUGGACAGUAGAGGUCAUGUCACCAGGACGCUAGCGAUCCCACCAACAUAUCCGAAUCUCCUUCUCGUCUCGCAUGGAUCGAAUGACAACUUCGAUUACGGGUCUGCAGACAUCGCAACCGGCCGGUCUUGCAUUAAAGUAUUUGACAUGACCACUGUUCCUGACGAUGGCUACGACUACCCGACCGGUGGCUACCAUAUGGGGCACGGGCUUCGGAACGAAGUCGGUUUAGCAUUCGACGCUAACGGCAUGCUUUGGGGUGUCGAGAAUUCCUCGGACGAGCUGCAUCGCACUAUUAACGGGGUAUCCGUGGACAUCCAUACCGACAAUCCAGCUGAUGAAAUCAACCACCUCGGGGAUCCAUCCAAAGAGAACACAGACUGGUAUGGCUACCCGACCUGUUACACCGUCUUCAACCCAGAUUCGAUUGCAGACAAGCCAUUCACGAUAGGCGACCAGUUUGUUCUAGAGCCCAACGCGACCUUCACAGACGAGACCUGUAAGACCCGCAGUAUACCACCGCGUCUUGCUCUUCCGGCGCACUCCGCACCCCUUGAUGCGAGCUUCAACAAGAACUUCACUAGCAUGUAUAUUACCCUACAUGGAUCUUGGAACCGCAACCCUUCGAUUGGAUACAAGAUCAUCGAAGUGCCAUUCACCACAGGCGCCAACGGCUUCGGACCGAAAGCGUCCGUGAAAAGUACGCAGGCUUGGGCUGACAUCUUCUGGAACCCGGAUGUGGAUUCUUGCUCGACUACGCAAUGUUUCAGGCCUGUGAGUAUUGCGCAGGAUGGCUAUGGUAGGAUGUAUGUGACUAGUGAUAGCGGGGCGGAGGGGGAGAUGAUUAUUAUUGGAAGGGAGUAG